GGACGGCUUAGCUCAGUUUGGGUUCUCGCUUCGCGAUGACACCUUGGAAUAUUCUAAUACUCUUCUGUGCCAUUUCCGCAACAUACGGAUGGUACAGCCAUCCUAGGGCCCGAGAUGGAUACAGUUUGCCGGAUUUGAUCAGUACUGACGAAAAGUUUGAAGCAUACCAACGCCAGGAUGCCAACGUAAGAAAUCCGAUUGAAGCCCCUUUCAGGAUACCCAGGUAUAUCGUUCCAUUCCACUACGGAAUAUGGCUUCGUACCGGAAUUCACGAGGGCAAUUUGACGUUCGACGGCCAGACGGAUUUGUACUUCAAAGUGACAAAUCCGGUACGUACAGUUUACGUACAUAGUCGAGGGCUUGAUUUGAUUAACGCAGAACUUUACAUGUUAACUGGAGAUGGUCUCGAGGCUGAUCGUGUACUCCUUGAUAGGCCCAGAUAUACCAUUAAUCGAGACAGGGAGUUCAUAAUCUUCUCAUCACAACGAAUUCUAGUUCCCGAAGAGUCGUACGUGCUCUAUGUGGAGUAUUCCGCUGAGCUUAGGACUGACGACGAUGGUAUCUACGUUUCCACAUAUAUGAACGAGAAUAGAGUGCGAAGACAUCUUAUCGCAACUCAAUUUCAAGCUAUCAGUGCUCGAACGGCCUUCCCAUGUUUCGAUGAACCGGCGUUGAAGGCAACUUUCAAUUUGCAAAUCGUUCAUCAUGGAGAAUACAGUGCCGUUUCAAACACUCCCGUCCUGGAUAUCGAAGAAUACGAAGAAGAUGGUUAUCAAGGCUACGUCCUGACCAAAUUUGAGCAAACCCCUCGGAUGUCACCAUAUCUUCUCGCUUUCCUCGUGUCUGACUUCAAAUAUAUAUCACAGGGCAAUCAACGAGUAUUCGCCCGUCCAAACGCGAUCAAUCAAACAGAAUUCGCAUUGUCUUCAGGACUAAAAACUCUACAAGCCAUGGAUGAUUACCUAGGUGUCCCGUAUACUAGACAUAUGAGCAAGUUGGAUCAAGCAGCUAUCCCAGACUUUGACGCCGGAGCGAUGGAGAACUGGGGUCUCUGCAAGUAUAGAGAAUCACUGCUACUGUUCGAUCCUGCCGUAACCACUUAUCGCACCCGCACGUGGAUUGAUACCAUUAUCGCUCACGAAUACAUUCACCAGUGGUUCGGAAAUAUUAUUACCAACGAGUGGUGGAGCUACCUAUGGCUCAACGAGGGAUUCGCUACUCUUUACGAAUACUACGGCGCCCAUCUGGCUUCACCUGAAAUGGAGUACUUCGAGCUGUUCACCCUGGAUGUUACCCAGUGGGCACUAGAUGCUGAUUCUCGCGAGGGAACCCGACCCAUGAGUUUCAGUAAUGGUGCAACAUUUUAUGCCAUUUGGGAUCUGUUUGAUAGUAUAGCGUAUUCGAAAGCUGGUGCCGUUUUGAACAUGUUCCGUGGUGUACUUGGAGAUGAAGUAUGGCGUCUUAUGAGCAGCGUUUACUUGUCAGACAAUGAACUUGAAGCUGUUAAUCCAGAUGAUUUGAUCGCCGCAAUGGAAGAAGCCUCCAAGGACAUGGAUAUUUUGCCAGAUGGUAUUUCAAUGCGUGACUUCGUCGAAAGCUGGACCGAGCAGGCUGGGUACCCGGUGCUGGAAGUCCGAAGAAAUUAUCGCACAAAUGAAAUUAUCCUCUCUCAAGAUCGGUUUUUCAACAACAAAGUGGUGAACAAUGACCCUACUCAGUGGAUUGUUCCGUACAACGUUGUCAAUCAAUCAUUCGCUGAUUUUGAAUCCCUGAAUUGGGAUUGGUUAACUGAACGAGCUGUUCGCUUUUCAACUAACGUUCCCGACGAUAGUUGGAUUAUCGUAAACAAGCUGCAAACGGGAUUCUAUCGCGUAAACUACGACGUCCAAAACUGGUACCUAAUCAUCGACGCUUUGAUUGCCAACUGGGUCAGUGUCCAUCGGUACAACCGAGCCCAACUUCUAGAUGAUGCCUUCCACUUGGCCCGAGCUAACCGCCUUGAUAUGGAAGUCUUCCUGGAUUUGAUGGUCUAUUUGCAGAACGAAUUGGAAUAUCCGUCGUGGACCGCAGCAAGCCCCAUCAUUAGCUACUUCUACAACCGACUUCGCGGAACGGAGCACUACGAGCACUUCCAGCACUUCGUACACAGCUUGCUGGAACGAGUCUACGGAACACUCUCAAUCGACUCAGUCAGCGAUGAUGAAACCAAUCUUCACAAGUUCUUGAAGCAAACCGUGUCCACGUGGGCCUGCAGGUUGGAAUUCGAUGACUGCGUCAACCGUACCCAAACUCUGUUGAGCGAAACCGUGGACCAGAGCGGACUGGUUCACCCGGACAUCAGUGCUGUCACGUACUGCUUCGGGUUGCGUGGAUCAACGGAGCGCGAAUUCGUAUAUCUGUACGACGUAUUGAAAACAUCCGAUAAUCAAGCUCUGCGGACGUUGCUUAUCGAUUCUCUGGGCUGCUCGGACGAUCGGAUCGAACUGAGGGCAUACCUUUACACCGCAGUGGGAGGUGAAAUCCAAGUCAACUACACUCCAGCCGAACGUAGACGGGUCUUGAAUGCGGUUAUCGCAGGCAGUCGCGAAGGGGUGGACGUGAUGAUUGAUUUCCUUGUCGAUCUAUACGAUUACGUUUUGCUUCAUAUGGGUCAGGGUACGCUCAACAGCUUGGUAGCGAGCAUUGCUUCUAGAACCAACAACGAGGAAGAACUUGAAAGGUUGGAACAUCUACUGGAGUCGCUUGGCAGUAGUAUCCCACCAGCGGUGGCCAAUUCGGCUCGUGCGACCGUUGCCCGUAAUAUGGCUUGGCGUUCAUCCCGGGAAGGCUUGAUCGUGACCAGUUUCCUGGAAACUUUCGGCAGCAACUAGCAAAGCAAUAGAUGACGUUACGUAGCGUGAUGUUUUGUAGUUUUUUAGGAUUAUUAAAGUUUUCUUAAGGUUGA
Messenger RNA from Aedes aegypti (yellow fever mosquito), 2944 nucleotides. RefSeq names its product aminopeptidase N. The coding region runs from base 36 to 2870 and encodes 944 amino acids. The record is from RefSeq and is a predicted model, not a curated record. Gene Ontology annotation, biological process: peptide catabolic process; proteolysis. Gene Ontology annotation, molecular function: zinc ion binding; metalloaminopeptidase activity; peptide binding. The transcript has 3 exons. Gene Ontology annotation, cellular component: cytoplasm. NCBI's taxonomy places the organism in Eukaryota, Metazoa, Arthropoda, Insecta, Diptera, Culicidae.